This is a messenger RNA of Sorex araneus (European shrew), 2268 nucleotides long. RefSeq names its product E3 ubiquitin-protein ligase TRIM38-like. The transcript is spliced from 11 exons. The record is from RefSeq and is a predicted model, not a curated record. NCBI's taxonomy places the organism in Eukaryota, Metazoa, Chordata, Mammalia, Eulipotyphla, Soricidae. Gene Ontology annotation, molecular function: protein binding; zinc ion binding. Bases 1 to 2268 code for a protein of 755 amino acids.
AUGGCCUCCGACUCAGCUGCCAAGAAGCUGAGGGAGGAAGCCACCUGUUCCACCUGUCUGCGGCUGAUGACUGAGCCCGUGAGCAUAAACUGUGGACACAGUUUCUGCCAUAAGUGCAUAGUGGGCCUCAUUGAGAACCAGCAACGGGACACUGCAUCACUGGGGACAUUUCUCUGUGCCCUCUGUGGGAAAUCAUUUGAAAGGGAGAGCCUCCGGCCCAACAAGAAGCUGCAGAGUCUCAUUGAAGUCAUCAAGGAGAUGGACCGUGAAGUUUUGUGUGAGGAACACGGAGAGCAGCUCCACCUGUUCUGUGAGGAUGAUGGGCAGCUCAUCUGCUGGUGCUGUGAGCGGUCACCACAGCACAAAGGGCAUGUCGCAGUCCUUGCUGAAGACAUCUGCCAAGGCUACAAGGAGAAACUAGAGGAAGCUGUGACAAAACUGAGGGAACAUGAGCACCAGUGUAACAAUCUGAAGUUGUUGAUAAAAAAGCAAAGAACAGAAUGGGAGGAGAAGGUACAGCGUCAGCAGCAAACGAUCCAGUCGAACUUUGAGAAUCUCCAUAACUUCCUGUAUAAAGAGGAAGAGUAUUAUCUAUGGAGACUGGAGGAAGAAAAGGAGCAGACUCUGAGGAGGCUGCAAGAAAGUGAAGAUGAGCUGGAAAAACAGAGACAGAAACUCAAAAACCACAUCCUGGAACUAGAGAGGAAACGUCAGGCGUCAACCCAGACUUUGCUGCAGGAAGUGAAAGUCACCUUGAGCAGGAGUUCUGAAGUGAGGUUGGAAUUCCCAGAGGCCGUCGCUUUGGAUCUUCGUACUGUGUGUAAUGUUUCUGAGCUUUACUUCGAUGUGAGGAAAGUAUUGAAGAGAUAUCAAGUCAGCGUGACUCUGGAUCCAGAAACAGCUCAUAGUGACCUAUCUGUGUCUGAGGAGGGGAGGACGGUGGUGGCUGGUGGUCGUCCCCAGAAGAAGCCGCUCUCUGCCAGCAGAUUCACUGCCUUACCCUGUGUCCUGGGCCGGGAAGGCUUCACCUCAGGAAGACGUUACUUUGAAGUCCAUGUCGGAGGAGAAGGCCAACUGUGUGAUUUAGGAGUCUGUCUGUCAAGUGUGCAGAGAGACAUUAGUGUGAAGUUGCAGCCCGAGUGUGGGUUCUGGGCCCUCAGGCUGUGCAGUGACAGGGGCCUGGUAGCCCUGACCUGGCCGCGGACCCCUCUUCUGCAGGACCAUCUCUCGCUUGUGGGUGUUUUUGUGGACUAUGAGGCCGGACUCGUCUCCUUUUACAACAUGGAAACUGGCUCCCACAUCUUCACCUUCCCAGAGGCCUCCUUCUCUCACACUCUCCUGCCCUUUUUCCGAGUCUGUCCAUCUUCUCCUUUAACCCUUUUGACUCCAGGGAAGGCCAUGGCCUCAGGCACAGGUGCCAAGAAGCUGAGGGAAGAAUCCACGUGCUCCAUCUGCCUGGAGCUGAUGACUGAGCCCGUGAGCAUCGACUGCGGGCACAGCUUCUGCCGCGUGUGCCUAGUGGACCUAAUUGAGAACCAAAGUUUUGUGACACUAAUUCACUGCCCCCUCUGCCAGGUGCCAUUUAGAAGGGAGAGCAUCCGGCCCAAUAAGCACCUGAAAAGCCUCAUUGAAACCAUCAAGGAGAUAGAGUGUGAAAGGGUGUGCGAGGAACACAGAGAGCGGCUCCUCCUGUUCUGCGAAGAUGAUGACCAGCUCAUCUGCUGGCGCUGUGAGCGGUCACCACCGCACAAAGGGCACAUCAUGGCUCUUUUGGAAGACGUGUCCCAAGGAUACAAGGAAAAGCUUCAGGAAGCUGUGAAAACUUUACAGAAACUGAAAAUACAGUGUGAGACUCAAAAGGUGUUCACAGAAAAGCAAAUAACCGAAUGGGAGGAGAAAGUGGAGCUUCAAAGACAAACAAUCCAGUUAGACUUUGACAAUCUUCAUGCUUUCCUGUUUGAAGAGGCGAAGUAUUAUUUUUGGAAAUUGCAGAAAGAAAAAGAAGACACUUUGAGUAGUUUGCAGCAAAGUAAAGACAAACUGGAGAAGCAGAGUCAGGAACUUGGCAACUGCAUCCUGGAACUCGAGAAGAAAUGUCAGGGCUCAGCUCAGGACUUGUUACAGGAUGUGAGAGCCACGUUGAGCAGGAGUUUGACUAUGAAGCUGGAAUUACCAGAACCUGUUUCUUUGGAUGUUCAUACUGUGUGUAAUGUUUCUGAACUUUACUUUGACGUGAAGAAAAUGUCACAAAGCUAUCUGGGAAUGUGA